Messenger RNA from Paramecium tetraurelia, 2049 nucleotides. RefSeq lists its product as uncharacterized. The record is from RefSeq and is a predicted model, not a curated record. NCBI's taxonomy places the organism in Eukaryota, Ciliophora, Oligohymenophorea, Peniculida, Parameciidae. The transcript has a single exon.
AUGUUUGAUAGUUAAAAUAGUAACUCGGCAAAACUGACAGAACAAAUCAAAUAGCAAUAAAGCUAUAAGAUUAGAGAGUUUGAAUGGUUUGAAGUAGAAACCAAAAUUAGGUUGUUUGUUCAGAAAUUAAUGGAACCAACAUUAAAAUAAAUGCAUGAAGAUCGAAUGAUCGUGGAUGAGUUACAAUAAAAUCUAAAGACCAAUAACAAGGAGGUUACUUAUUUAAGAGACAUCGUCUUAAAUCAGGGAGCUGGCAUACCCAUCUUUGAAGAUUUCAAAUAAAGAUUCUUGGAUUUAGAAAUGAAACUCGAUCAAUAAAAGCGAGAAUCGAUUGAUUAAUUUGGCAACUUCAAACAAAGUCUUGAUAGCACUGAUAAUGAGAUCUAAAAAUUUUUAUAGUCUGUUAGAACUCUUGAGUAUUUCAAAAUCAAACUAGAAUAAGAUCUUCAAGAUAUUCAAAUAAAAAAUGACAAUUUCAAAUCCAGUGUUGAAUAAAUCAUUAAGCAAUUGUCCUCAGAUUUAACAGAAAGUACAAAAAAUUGGAAACUCACUGCUAUUGAAAUUGAACAAUCAUUUGGUAAAGUUGAUAAUAAGCAUUCUGAUCUAAUCAAUAUAGUUAAACAAGAGUAGGUUAAAUUAAAACAGAUCUAGGAUUCCAUUCUAGAUAUUAAUAAAAAAUAAACUCAAAACAUAAACACUUUCGAAGUGAUGGACACACGAUUAAUUAAAGCAGAUGUGUAGAUUACAACUUUGAAAAAACAAAUUCUAGAAGUAGACCAAUUGAUCAACAAAAAUAAAUAAGUCUAAAUGUUUCUUAUCUAUUAUUUGCCAAUGUACAUGCAGGCACAGAUCAGCGACUCCUUAUUCACUUGUCUACCUUUAAAGUUGUUUUAUAAAUUUACUUAAUUCGAAAAACAAAAAUUUGAUUAUCUAGACAAAUAACUAUUAGAGUAUAGCGGUGAUCCGAAUAUUCAAAUACUUAUAGAUGAAUACAGCAAAGCAUUGGCUGAGGUCAUGAAGAGAAACUCAAGAAUCAGUCAAAUGAUAUUUAUGAAUUAGAAAAAAGAAUAAAAGGACUCGCAUUCUUCAGAUUCUGAUAUGGAUAGUGAUAAUAGAAGUUAAAGAACAAACAUUCAACAUAGUAUCCAAAUUAGAUAGGAUUCCACUAACAAUCAUAGAAAAGAGAGUAUCUAUUCUAAGGAUGCCCAAUAGUCAGCCAUGAUGCAAUAAUAGAAAAAAAACUCUGUAUAAUCCAAUAAUUCCAAUUUAAUAUAUUACGAAGAUCAAAUCAAAUAAAUGAAAGAGUAAUUUUAAUAAGAAAUUGAUGAACUAAAAUAAUUGAAUAUUAAUAUCAAAAAGCAACUUGUCUAAAAUCAAAAGGAAACUAAUGAUUAAAUAUCCCUUAAUAUCUCAUAAUGCCAAAGUAACAAUUAAAAACUAUUAAAUUCAACUACUAAUUAAAUUAAAAAUUUAGAAGAAAACCUUAAGAAAGCAUUAAGUCAAGACAACUCAAAUCCAAAUGAUCUCGUCUUUGAGUAAGUCAAACAAUUUAAAAAGACCUUAUAAACAAUACUUCAUUUCUUAGUCCUAAUAACACAUUUGUUGAUUCAAGAUGAAAUUGACAGAUAAGGGAUUUAGCUUAUGGGAGCUAAGGACACUUAAAUUGAUGGAGGACUUGUUUAUACUGGCUAAAAUAAGAAAGGACCAUCGAUAUAAUUAAAUGGUGAAUGCCUUUCUUGUUCAGGUCAAUCUAUUUAAUUAUUAUAAUGCUUUAAACUAGCAUGUUUAGCAUAUCACCCAUCUGACAUAUUGGUUGAUGGAAAGUCAUUUAAAAGAGAUUAAUUAUUAGAAAUGUGCACAACUUUAUUGAGAUAGGCUAAAUAAGAAUUUUUAGAUUAAGAACAGAACACAUUAUAGCCUAAUACAUAGCCUAUAGCCUCUAGAUAACGAAGCUCCUCAAUUCCUAUAUCGCCUGGUCGACUUAAUUCGAAUUUUAAAUUUAAUAAAACUAGGAAAUUAGCCCCAAUGACCAACAUAUAAAAUUUGUGA